AUGACCGGUGCUCAACUCUUUCUGUUACCAUCUGAGUCUCAAGCAUCGCUAGCACGGCAUGUCGUGCGCGCACUGGUCCCAUUUGCAAUCAGCUGUAUUCUGUACAGUUUGUGGCAGAUUUAUGUUUACCCGGCAUUUUUCUCACCGUUGCGCCACCUACCCAUGGCUCCCGGCGGUUACUCCCCGAUGGGUCAUUCGAUGGCGAAGUUCGGAACGCCUACAGAUACCUCGCUCGAAGACUGGAUCAGGAAUGUACCUAAUGAUGGCAUGAUCCGCGCCAAGGAGGUAUUCGGCGGCGACGCUGUUAUCGCAACAUCACCAGCAAUCCUCAAGAGAGUCCUUGUUGAGGACUCGUACAAUUUCACCAAAGACGACAAUAUUAGGAAGAUCCUUCGACUAGUUCUCGGUGAUGGGUUGAUCGUAGUUGAAGGCGAUGUUCACAAAUCACAGAAGCAAAUCUUGAGAGGAUCUUUCGGCACCGGGCCUAUCAAGGACUUGUACCCGCUGUUUUGGCAAAAAUCCACCAUACUACUCACAGCACUCCAGUCGAAGUUGUCGAGUCCCAGUGACCUGAAGCGGGUUCCAUUCGGUCGUUGGUGUGAACAAGUGACCCUUGAUAUCAUCGGAGUUGCGGCCUUUGGAAUAGAUUUUGAUAGUCUCAACAAACCAUCUGACACUGGUCUUGCCGGAGAAUAUCAUGAGCUGCUCAGAGUGGACACAAGUCGCGCUAUAUGGUUUUUGGCGAGCUUUUUUCUCCCGCAAUGGAUUGUCAACAAUAUUCCGAUCUGGGAAGCUCCUGGCGUCGCAGAUCGACUCACGCGGAAAUUGAAUGAACUCUCUCUUGAGAUCGCACAAAACCGGCGCGCUGAGAUCAAGGCCGGAGCGGUACCCGCCGAGGCGGGUCCUACAGGAAGGGCAGACGUGCUCUCUGGUCUUGUCAAAAACACAACUUUAAGUGACGCUCAGCUCGCAGACCAAGUGCUCACAUUCCUCACGGCCGGGCACGAAACUACUUCCUCCGCACUGAUAUGGGCACUGGUGUCCCUUGCACAAGACGAUGACGUGCAGCAGCGACUCAGGGAUGAAAUUCGAGCGAAUAUCUCAUCACCGUCCGAGUCCGACGAGGCGCCUCCGGCUGCACUCCUCGACAAACUACCACUACUCAACGGGGUCUGUCAUGAAACGUUGCGAUUAUUUCCGACAGUGCCUUUCACCGCUCGCACAGCUGUCAAGGCGACACAACUUGGCGAGUUUCUGCUACCGGUUGGCGGACAGGUAUGGCUGCCGGUUUGGGCCUACAAUCGCUCUCCUCAUUAUUGGGGCCAGAAUGCUUCCAAAUUUGUGCCCGAUAGAUGGAUCACUGACGGUAGCUUCAACAACAAUGGAGGCGCUCCCAGCAAUUACGCGCAAAUGACGUUCUUGCAUGGGCCCCGUCAUUGCAUCGGACAAGGUUUCGCCAAGGGCGAGUUGAGAUGUCUGGUGGCUGCCUUGGCUGGUCGUUAUCAUUUUGAGCUUGCAGAGGACAUCAGCAAAUAUCCGCCAGAAGGGCUGGUGACUGUCAAGCCGCAGAACGGUGGUCUGCUUAAUCUACGCGUUGUAAAAGGUUGGUAG
Messenger RNA from Dissoconium aciculare CBS 342.82, 1611 nucleotides. Its product is annotated as cytochrome P450. Gene Ontology annotation, molecular function: heme binding; monooxygenase activity; iron ion binding. The transcript has 5 exons. Lineage: Eukaryota; Fungi; Ascomycota; Dothideomycetes; Mycosphaerellales; Dissoconiaceae. The coding region runs from base 1 to 1611 and encodes 536 amino acids. The record is from RefSeq and is a predicted model, not a curated record.